Messenger RNA from Solanum stenotomum, 1060 nucleotides. RefSeq names its product chaperonin-like RbcX protein 2, chloroplastic. The transcript is spliced from 5 exons. NCBI's taxonomy places the organism in Eukaryota, Viridiplantae, Streptophyta, Magnoliopsida, Solanales, Solanaceae. Gene Ontology annotation, biological process: ribulose bisphosphate carboxylase complex assembly. Gene Ontology annotation, molecular function: protein folding chaperone. The record is from RefSeq and is a predicted model, not a curated record. The coding region runs from base 212 to 877 and encodes 221 amino acids.
UUUGGCCCGUGUUCUCCUGAGAAAGGAAGAAGCUCAAUUGCUUGUCGAUUAAAAAAAAAUCCUUUGUCAAACAAUUUUGGACCUCAGAAAAAAAACAACAUAAAAUCUCCGAAAAAAUGUGUUUUCAAGAAUCUGCAACAGAAGAUUCAGCCACCAAGUCCACUGCUCUCUACCCCAUCAAUUUCCCAUUUUUUCGAACCCCCAACUCAUAAUGGUUGGAACUAUUUCUGGGUCUGGAAGAUCAUUAGCUGAAACUCACUCUACUCCAUGUUUGUGCUUGAAUCCUAGUCUUAACUCAGGCAGCACUAAUUUUAAGAGUAAUAGGGAAUUGGGGUUGUGGAGAAGCUUUAAGGGGAGAAAGCAGUUGAAUUUAAGUAGCAGUUUCUUGGAAGCAUGGUGUGAGUGGAGGUUAUCUGCAAAGAUGGUAUCUUUGGCUUUAAAUGGAGGUUCAAGAAAGAGACAGAAGAUUAGGAAAUUCACUGUUGUUGGUGGGUUGGAAGUGGAGGAUGAUGAUUCAGGGGAAGAUGUUAAAAAUGAAAUAAUCAAUGUUAUCACUUACAAAGCUGUACGGACUGUUCUUCAACAACUCUAUGAGAUGAACCCCCCACAGUACACAUGGUUUUACAAUUUUAUAGCAAACCACGUGCCUAACACUGGGAAAAAUUUCCUUCAACAGCUUUUCAAGGAAAAGCGAGAACUUGCUGAGAGAGUGAUGAUUACACGUCUUAGCCUUUACAGCAUAUGGAUGGAGAAAUGUGAUCAUGCUGAAUUAUAUAACAGAAUAUCUGAUGAGAAUGUGGAACUGAUGCGUGAACGACUAGCUCAAACUGUUAUAUGGCCAUCUGAUGAUGAUGAGAUUGCUGGAAGUUUGGAUUAGCUAGCUCUCUUUGGUGUUUUAUUUUGCCCUUCCUUUUUCCAUUAGUCUUGAUAGGCAAAACUGUAUAGUGCAUCUGAUUGACCAAUAUAUCAGGCUACAUGUUUUUCAUCCAUACAUAUUUGAUGUGACUUCAAGGUUGCAAUCAUUUCUGAAUGUUUAUAAUGAUUGGCAGAUCACAUAGAA